Molecule: messenger RNA, 3251 nt
Organism: Trachemys scripta elegans
Lineage: Eukaryota; Metazoa; Chordata; Testudines; Emydidae
Gene: NCK2
Product: NCK adaptor protein 2
Exons: 6
Coding region: 901-2043 (380 amino acids)
Biological process (GO): negative regulation of PERK-mediated unfolded protein response; positive regulation of translation in response to endoplasmic reticulum stress; positive regulation of endoplasmic reticulum stress-induced intrinsic apoptotic signaling pathway
Molecular function (GO): protein binding
Source: RefSeq, a predicted model, not a curated record
UUAUCUUUCAGAGAUUUUGUUUUUAUUAAACACCAAUUAACACACAGUGUCUUGGUUGGAAGGGAGGUACCAGUAUAGGGAAGUCUCUCAUAGCUAUGCCUAAAUCCAGAUAUCAUUUUGGAAGUUGUUCAAAUGGGCGGAGAGAACAAGAAACUGAGAAGUUCCAGAAAGUUGAAAGGAAUGUGUGGGAGGAGUUUGGAGAGGGCAUAGAAAAUAUUGCUGUAUGGCUGUGGGAGGCGAGGAGGGGUAAGCACGCAUCUGUUCUGACUAACAUGAUUAGGGACGUUAGCAGCGCUGUUUGCUCCUCCAUUACUUUUAUCAUCAGUGGCCUUUUGAAUGUUCUCCUGAUUUUCUUUUCUGUCCCAUCUUUCCAUUUCUCUCCACUCCCUGCUUUCCCUUUUUUCUGCCUCAGAGAAUUGCAGCACCUCCUGGAAUAUGUCCUCCUUGCUCUGCCUUGGUCGCUUCCUUAUCGGGCGGAGACACUCCGCUGGUGCAUAGGGGGUUCCCCUGAAGGCCACUUCUGCAGAAGCACAAGAAACAAUGUACAGAAGCAUGAUUGUUAGUGCAUGCAUAGCGUUGAAUCAUUAUUGUAAAAAAUACAUCUCUUUAUAAAAUAUCAAGCACUUUCUCACUGAUCCUUGGCAAUCACGUGUCUCAGCUAACACCCUAACGAUGUGACUUCUUGUGAACAUAAUUUUAUUGGAGAAUCCUGCCUUUCGCUGUCUGGAUCCUUUAACAGUGUGCCAAAGGUUCCAAAGUCUUGUCCUGCUGUGUCUUCUUCUCUCAUCAGCUUCAUCCCUGAGGUGGAACACCUUCAUAAUUCCAGAGGAACUUAGAUAUCAGGAAAUCCUUGUCAGCAGUGAGCGCACUCUGAGAUAUUGAAGAGGGACUCCAUGAAAGAUGACAGAAGAAGUUAUUGUUAUAGCAAAGUGGGAUUACACUGCACAACAGGACCAAGAACUUGACAUCAAGAAGAAUGAGCGUCUUUGGCUGCUGGAUGAUUCCAAAACAUGGUGGAGGGUAAGAAACGCGGCCAACAAAACGGGAUAUGUGCCAUCAAAUUACGUGGAGCGAAAGAACAGCUUGAAGAAAGGCUCCCUGGUUAAAAAUCUAAAAGACACAUUGGGUUUGGGUAAAACAAAAAGGAAGACAAGUGCACGAGAUGCCUCACCUACUCCUAGUACAGAUGCAGAAUAUCCAUCCAACGGUAGCAGUGCAGAUCGGAUUUAUGACCUUAACAUCCCAGCCUACGUUAAAUUUGCCUAUGUGGCAGAGAGGGAGGAUGAGCUGUCCCUUGUUAAAGGAUCCCGAGUCAUUGUUAUGGAAAAGUGCAGUGACGGCUGGUGGAGAGGUAGCUACAAUGGACAGAUUGGCUGGUUUCCUUCGAACUAUGUGGUGGAGGAAGUUGAGGAAGCAACUGCAGAUUCCCCAAGUUUUCUAAGUUUAAGGAAAGGUGCAUCCAUGAGUAAUGGCCAGAGCUCGAAACUACUUCAUGUUGUUCAGACAUUGUAUCCAUUCAGCUCUGUCACAGAAGAAGAGCUCAAUUUUGAAAAGGGGGAAACAAUGGAAGUCAUUGAAAAACCAGAAAAUGACCCAGAAUGGUGGAAAUGUAAAAAUUCCCGAGGGCAAAUUGGUCUUGUUCCUAAAAACUAUGUAGUAAUCUUAAGUGAUGGUCCUACCAUUAACACUUCCCAUCCACCUCCGAUAAGCUAUACAGGGCCAUCUUCUACAGGACGGUUUGCUGGAAGAGAGUGGUAUUAUGGGAAUGUUACCCGGCAUCAAGCAGAAUGUGCCCUAAAUGAGAGGGGAGUGGAAGGGGACUUCCUUGUUAGAGAUAGUGAAUCUUCGCCCAGUGACUUCUCAGUAUCUCUAAAGGCAUCAGGGAAGAACAAACAUUUCAAGGUGCAGCUCGUGGACAAUGUCUAUUGUAUUGGCCAGCGUCGAUUUCAUUCAAUGGAUGAAUUGGUGGAACACUACAAAAAAGCUCCCAUCUUCACCAGUGAACACGGGGAAAAGUUAUAUCUUGUGAAAGCACUUCAGUGACGUUGAAGAUAGACACUGCCGCCUAGGCCUCUUAUAACUUUCAAGCCUUAGGUCCUAAUUCACUUUUAUAGAACAGAGCAAUCUACUCCCUGAAGCAGGCUUAAAGAAUGGGCUCUUUCCAAAGUGUUUGCUCUGUUGGUUGUUAUUGUCCUUUUUUGGUUUGGUUUUGUUUUGUUCGCCUAUUUUAUCUUUUUGGUUCUGUUAAUCUCAGAUGACCUCCCCUCAGGUUGAAAAUUUCACUUAAAUGGGCGUUGUAAGCACUCACUUUCAUGCCUGAGUUCUAAACUCCCCUCUUCUGUGUACGUUUACAUAGUUAGUUCCAAUAAAUGAGGGGUGUUUUCAAUUCAAAACAGUGUUAAUCUGUUCAAAUUGCUCAUGCUGACAGAACUGUUCAUUUGAGAGACAUCGGGCACAGUUUGAAUGCACUGAAGCUGCAGCUAAUUAAGUGAGAUAUAGUAGACAUAACAGUUGUGGCAGUGAGUUCUGUAGCUAUUUUGCUUACCAAGUAGUAUAUUACAAAAAUUCCUAGUUCCUAGAAGCACUCUUUACACUGUACUCUGCUAUUACAUUGCCUCUUUAACUCUUUGUAAAGAGUACACUAAUUAAAGCAUUUUGUAAUAGUACUUCUUAAUCUACUAUGGUAAGAUUGUAGUAAAAGAAAACUAUCUAGUGUAUUUUGGUCUGUAAUUGCAACAGAGAGGAAUUUUCUUUUUUACAUUGAUUGCUAGAGAAAGAAUCAUUGAAUUGUAAAGGCUGAAUGUUUUGGUAAUCUACAACCAAAUGUGCCAUCCACAUAAUGCUUUUUCCUCUUGCCCUUCUGCUUGUUUGAAUUAAACAAUUAUGUAUUUAAUUCUCGAAGUAAUAUGUAUCUGUAGCUGAUUGUUGACACUAAUACAGAAGAUUAAUAAAAACUGAUCUUGGGGUGGGGUGGGCGGGCUACCAACACUAUUCUAUAUAUAGAUAUAUAUAUAUUUGCUUUAUAGAGAAAAUCUUCAGGGUUUACAGAUUGGUGGGAUUGGUAGUAGGAGACACACAGAAUGUUUAUGAAGAAAAUGCAUUUUCUCUUUUCUUUACAUUUAAACUCCUUUAUGGUUUAAAUAUACAGUCUUGAGAUGGCACAUUCCUGAGAUUGAAGAAGAGAUCUUGAGAUCUCAAAUUCUUGCAUACCCAGUUUUUUGGAUAUUGUAAUAAAAAAGAUAUUAUGUCAA